AGUGGAGCGCAUGGAACUAGUUGCCGAGUUAUGGCAGGAAAACUUUAAGAAAAGGUUUACAUGGCCCCCAACUUUGAACGACAUGGUGCGACGCAACUUUGAAAAACGGAGUGCAGCUAAGAUGUCGCAACUAAUGCAAGAUGCACGUAAAGAUUUGGAAAAUAAGCCUACUUGGAUGGGUGAGAGAAUGUGGGAACAAUUGAAGGCAAUUUGGAAUUCCUCUAAUUUCCAAAAAAAAUCUGAGAUAAAUAAAAGAAAUCGCAAUUCUAUGGAUGGUGCAUCUCUUCACACUGGCGGAUCAAUUCCUCAUCGGGUGCUAUGGAAAAAAAUGAAAGAGACGAAAGGAGAAGACCCAACAUUUAGUGACUUUUAUUUUCGUACUCAUCGUACUAAAGAUAAAAACUGGGUCGGUAUUCAUGCUGAAUCUGCUUAUGAGAAAUUUGAAAAUAAAAAGAUUGAGUUAUCGUCUGAAGCUUCAACUUUUGUUCCGGGAGAGGACGAAGCUGAUAGUCAACCAACCAAAGUUAUGCCAUCUGAUAUUGAUAUAUGGGUGGAUGUAGUUGGGAGAAAGAAAGGGAGAAUAUUUGGUCUCGGAUCUAUAGCCAAAACAUUGAAUCCAAAUCAGCCAUCAAUGCGUUCCGAUUCAGAGGUUGAUGCUUUGAGAAGUCAAGUUCAUGCGUUGAAUGAAUCCUUGCAAAAACAGGAGCAAGAAAAGUUGUUGAUGAAACAACAGUUGCAACGACAAGAAAAAGAGAUGGCCGAGACCAACAGAAAUUUAACCUUUCUUAUGCAACAUUUAGGAUUUGUUGGAUCAUCUUCUCGUCCAAGCUCAUCACCACAACUCAACGAUGAAACUGAUGAAGAUAGCGAGGAUGUUGGUAGUGAUCAUAUUGAGUAGUAUUUGUUUCUAUUUUGUCAAAUUGGUUGUAUCAUGUACUUGAUUGUACUUAGUUUUUUUUUUUCUGGAUCAUGUUUUAAUUAAUACUUAGUUAUGAUUUGUGAACAUGAUAUAAAUUUUGUUUAGAAUUAUCACAAUAUGAUUUAUGCAUAUGAUAUAAAUUUUGUUUAGAAUUAUCACAAUAGUUGGAUCAUGCUUUAAUAAAUAUUUAGUUUUGAUUUGAAAA
Messenger RNA from Cicer arietinum (chickpea), 1124 nucleotides. NCBI's taxonomy places the organism in Eukaryota, Viridiplantae, Streptophyta, Magnoliopsida, Fabales, Fabaceae. The record is from RefSeq and is a predicted model, not a curated record.